AUGGGCGAAAACCAAUCACAACUGGCGUCUCAAUUGCAAAUUUUGCUCUCAGCCAAUCAAAUCCUUUUCACGACUGACUUGCGGGCAAGUACCCUUAUCUAUCUAUCUAUCUAUCUAUCUAUCUAUCUAUCUAUCUAUCUAUCUAUCUAUCACAGUUUGUUCAUAUCGAUCUGGUAUAGUUUGCCAACCUCUCUCUAUCUAUCUCAGUUUUUCAUAUUUAUGUAUUUCACUUUCUCGCUCUCUCUAUAUAUUAAUAUAAUCAGUUUCUUCAUAUCUAUCUAUCUAUCUAUCUAUCUAUCUAUCUAUCUAUCUAUCUAUCUAUCUAUCUAUCUAUCUAUCACAGACUGUUCAUAUUUGUCUAGUAGAGUUUGUCCACCUUUCUUUAUAUAUCUCAAUUCAUUCUCACCUGUAUUUUUCACUUUCUCGCUCUCUCUCUCUAUUAAUAUUAUCAAUUUUAUUCAUAUCUAUCUAUCUAUCUAUCUAUCUAUCUAUCUAUCUAUCUAUCUAUCUAUCUAUCUAUCUAUCUAUCUAUCACAUAUAGAUCUGUUUUUCAUAUCUAUGUAUUUCACUUUCUUGCUCUCUCUCUAA
This is a messenger RNA of Acanthosepion pharaonis, 588 nucleotides long. Lineage: Eukaryota; Metazoa; Mollusca; Cephalopoda; Sepiida; Sepiidae. The record is from the annotation of a GenBank genome assembly.